Protopolystoma xenopodis is the source of this 417-nucleotide messenger RNA. NCBI's taxonomy places the organism in Eukaryota, Metazoa, Platyhelminthes, Monogenea, Polystomatidea, Polystomatidae. The record is from the annotation of a GenBank genome assembly.
AUUGACAAACUCGGCCAUGGCUACCAAGGUGACCCGGCCAGUGCCCUCUUGGAACUCUUGGACCCUGAACAGAAUGCCAAUUUCCUUGAUCACUAUUUAGAUGUGACCGUGGACCUGUCUAAAGUCCUUUUCAUAUGCACUGCUAACGAACUCUCCACGAUACCUGGUCCUCUUAUCGAUCGUAUGGAACUUAUUGAGGUGUCUGGCUAUGUGGCAGAAGAGAAAUUGGCCAUAUCUCAGCGAUAUCUCCUUCCCCAAGCUUCUUCAGACUCAGGUUUGUCGUUGGAACAAUGUUCUAUAACCGACUCUGCUCUUCAGAAGUUAAUCCGACAGUACUGCCGCGAAAGUGGAGUUCGCAAUCUACAGAAGCAUAUUGAGCGCACUGUUUAUGAGCUUAAUCACUUAUCGAAGAUAUGA